Molecule: messenger RNA, 1221 nt
Organism: Penicillium samsonianum
Lineage: Eukaryota; Fungi; Ascomycota; Eurotiomycetes; Eurotiales; Aspergillaceae
Product: tRNA maturation protein LHP1
Exons: 3
Coding region: 1-1221 (406 amino acids)
Biological process (GO): RNA processing
Cellular component (GO): nucleus
Molecular function (GO): mRNA binding
Source: RefSeq, a predicted model, not a curated record
AUGGCCGAAGAACAAAAGACCCCCGUUGUCAACACCGAGGCUGAGAAGGAUGUUCAGAAUGUCCUCGCCGAACUGAAGGAGGAAGGCGCCUCCGAGCAGCCCGCUCAGGACGCCGAUGAGGCCCGCAUUGUCGCCGAAGCUGCUAAGCUCGGAGAGAAGUCUGAGAAGGCCGAGGAGAAGACUACAGAGUCCCAGACUGAGAAGCGCGAGACCCGCAGCUUCCAGCGCGAUGGCCGCGGUGGCCGUGGCCCUCGCCAGAACAACGCCAAGUUCGAUCCCUCCACCCAGGAGGUGACCGACGACCCUGUGCAGAUCCGCAAGCAGGUCGAAUUCUACUUCUCCGAUUCUAACCUCCCCAUGGACAAGUUCCUACUCUCCAAGGUUGGCGGCAGCGCCAACAACGCCGUGCCCCUCGAGCUCCUUCACUCUUUCAAGCGCAUGCGCCGCUUCCAACCCUUCAGCGCGAUCGUCGAGGCUCUCAAGACCGCCGAGAACGUCGAGCUGACUGAGAACGACACCGCCGUCAAGCGCAAGGUCCCUCUGCCCGAGUCCGUGAACGAGCACGAUGCCAAGGCCAUCAAGGUCUUCGAGGAUGCCUCCAUGGCUCGCUCCAUCUACGCCAAGGGCUUCGGCUUUGGUGAGGAAGAGCCCACUACACAGCUCGACAUCGAAGCUCUUUUCGCCCCCUACGGUCCUACAAACGCCAUCCGCCUGCGCCGCACUCACAACGACAAGACCUUCAAGGGCAGCAUCUUUGUUGAGUUCGAGUCUGAGGAGAAGCAGAAGGCAUUCCUCGCUCUGGAGAAGAAGCCCCAGUGGAAGGAGAAUGACCUGGUCUUCAAGAGCAAGAAGGAGUACUGCGACGAGAAGGUCGAGGAGAUCAAGAACGGCAAUGUCUACCCCUCCAACGCUCGCAACAGCGGCGGCCGUGGUGGUAGCCGUGGUGGACGUGGCGGUCGUGGUGGUCGCGGCGGUCGUGGCCGUGGUGGUGGCCGUGGCCGUGGCGGCCGUGAUGGUGGUCGUGACCGCAACGACAAUGAUGGUCGUGACUGGCGCGAACGCCGCACCGAGGACCAGCAGAAUGGCUUCCAGGCUCCCCGUGAGGCCCAGAAGGACUCUCGUGGUGUCCCGGUCGUGCAGAGCACCCAGAAGCGCUCCCGUGAGGAUGAGGGCACCAACGGUGGUGAUCACCCUGCCAAGAAGGUGGACGCCAAGGAAUAA